Molecule: messenger RNA, 3236 nt
Organism: Heteronotia binoei (common prickly gecko)
Lineage: Eukaryota; Metazoa; Chordata; Lepidosauria; Squamata; Gekkonidae
Product: cytochrome P450 4V2
Exons: 11
Coding region: 75-1673 (532 amino acids)
Molecular function (GO): monooxygenase activity; oxidoreductase activity, acting on paired donors, with incorporation or reduction of molecular oxygen; heme binding
Source: RefSeq, a predicted model, not a curated record
CUCCCCCCCCGCGGCAAAACUCUUCGGCCGCCGCAGGGCGCGGCUGCUGCUCUUUUUGGCGUGGCGGCGUGGAGAUGGAGGUUUUGCAGAAGGUGUCGGAAGGCGGCCGGCUGGUCUACUGGGGGGCGACAGCGGCUGCCUUGCUGGCCACGCUGCUGGCCGUCUCUGCUUCCCGGUUCCUGCUCAGCUACUUUCGGGUAUGGCGGGCGUUGAAACCCAUCCCGGGGGCCAGCCCCUGCUAUCCCUUCCUCGGCAACGUCCUGAUGUUUGAGCGCAACGCGGAAGCUUUUUUCAGGCAAAUGUUGAGUUACGGUGAACUGUUUCGGAAUGAUGCACUAAUGAAGCUGUGGGUAGGACCAUUCCCAUUUCUGAUCCUAUAUCAUGCAGACACUGUAGAGGUGGUUUUGAGCAGCUCAAAGCACAUUGAGAAACCCUAUUUAUAUACAUUUCUCUGUCCUUGGCUGGGAACAGGACUUCUCACAAGUUCUGGAAGCAAAUGGAGGACCAGAAGAAAGAUGUUAACUCCCACCUUCCAUUUCGCCAUCUUAACAGACUUUCUAGAAGUGAUGAAUGAGCAAGCCAAUGUCCUUGUUGAGAAAUUUGAAAAACAUGUGGACAAAGAGCCAUUUGAUUGCUUUUUAUACAUUACUCUAUGCACCCUUGAUAUAAUAUGUGAAACAGCCAUGGGAAAGAGCAUCAGUGCCCAAAGCAAUAAGGACUCAGAAUAUGUUCGCUCUGUCUAUAGGAUGAGUGAAUUGGUUGAUCAUAGAAAUAAAAGUCCCUGGCUUUGGAAUGAUCUUUUAUAUCUCAUGUUCAAAGAAGGAAGAGAGCAUCGUAGAAGGCUGAAGAUCCUUCACAGUUUUACAGAUAAUGUUAUUGCAGAAAAAGCUCGUGAACUAGAAAAUCGGAGUCGACAUCAAAACAAUACAGCUAGCACAGAUGAACAAAGUGGGCACAAAGUGCGGAGAGCUUUCCUUGAUAUGCUGCUUAAUGCCACUGAUGACAAUGGGAAGAAGUUGAGCUACCAGGACAUUCGUGAAGAAGUGGACACAUUCAUGUUUGAGGGCCAUGACACUACUGCUGCUGCUGUGACUUGGUCUAUCUUCUUACUCGCUUGCCAUCCAGAAGUGCAAAGAAAAGUUCACCAUGAACUGGAUGAAAUUUUUGGUGACUCUAAGCGCCAUGUCACCUCAGAGGAUCUGAAGGAACUACGAUAUUUGGAAUGUGUUAUAAAAGAAGCCCUUCGUCUUUUCCCUUCUGUUCCAUAUUUUGGUCGUAAAUUACAUGAAAGCUGCUAUAUUAGAGGCUAUAAGAUAUCAAAAGGAACAGAAGUUCUUAUUGCACCUGUUGUACUGCACAGAGAUCCUGAUGUUUUCCCAGAACCUGAAAAAUUCCAACCAGAGCGAUUUUCUUUGGAGAACUCAGCUGGGCGGAAUCCAUAUGCAUACGUGCCUUUCUCUGCUGGGCCCAGAAACUGCAUUGGUCAGCGCUUUGCACAGAUGGAAGAAAAGACUAUUUUAGCCACCAUCUUGCGAAACUUUUGGGUGGAAACCAAACAGAAUGAUGAACAAACUGGCCCUGCAGCGGAACUGAUUCUUCGUCCGAACAACGGUGUAUGGAUUCAGUUAAAAAGGAAAAAUGCUUGUGUUUCCAAAAAUGAUAAGAUUCUGUAAGAUUCACACUCAAAACUAAAAUCAAAAUUAUUAUAACAGAAGUUUCGGGCCUACUAAUUUUUUAAAAAACCAAAAUGAAUCAAAAACAGCCCCACCUACCUCACAGGGUGUCUGUUAUGGGGAGAGGAAGGAAAGGUGAUUGUAAGUUGCUCUGAAUCUCCUUUGCGUAGUGAAGGGCAGAGGAUAAAACCAAACCUCCUCCUCCUUUCUACCACAUCACACCAUUGGCCUGUCAAGGUCAGUAUUGUAUAUCCCAGGGGUGACCAACAGUAUCUCUCCAGAUGCUUUUUGCCUACAACUCCCAUCAGCCCCAGCCAGCAAUGCCAAUGGCUGGGGCUGAUGGGAGUUGUAGGCAAAAACAUCUGAAGAGCUACCGUUGGCCACACCUAGUAUAUCCUGAUAGAUAGUAUCUCUCUAGAGUACCAGAUGGAGAUCUUUUACAUCACUUGCUACCUAAUCCUUUUAACCAGAGAUGCUGGGUAUUGAACCUGGGGCCCUUCUGCAUGCAAAGAAUGCAGAGCGAACUAGGGACUUGCCUUGUUCUUUAGUUUCUGGUUGACUAAGCACAAGGCUCUAAAUGAUGGCUUGGGCUUAGCAUUGUAUUAAAAUUUGGCAUUAUUUAUGUAUCCCUCCAGCAUCAUGGUUGCUGCUGAAACAUGCUGUGGUAUGGUGGUAUACCUUUGCUUUGCCAAAAACCUACCACAUAUUUACAGCAGUGCUCAGUCUUUAUCACAUGACAUAGUUCUAGGCAAUUCCAGUGGUAUCCAGUAAAGAUGCGACCAUGGGAUAUUCCAUGUGGAGCAACACUAUAGACAAUUCAUAGAUUUCUGUAGUGAUGCACAGUCCAUGCUACUUUAAGGCACUUUUGGGAGAUUGUCAUGCCACUGCAGGGAUGUGUGAAAUGGGACUCCUACAGAAUGAGUCAGGUUGAGGGCACUAUUCCUGCUUGGUCCAUGAACUAAAAUAGACAGAAGUAUACACCUUCAUUGUAGAUCACCUCCAUUAAUUUAGACUGGAUUUCAGAUUCUGGAUAUAAAUCCAUUGGAUCAUUUUAGUUGGACUAAUUUUAAAGGCAAAAUAUGUCCUAUAGCACUGGAAACCUGGCAGGCUAAUCUGAUGUAGGAAUGAAAUCUAAUGCCUGUUCAUUUUUUUCACUUGAUACUUGAUAAGGGAAAGAUACGGAAUAUUUUAAAAGUUGUAUAUUCUGCUAUUAUAUGAAGUUUCUUGUGCUAUAAAGGCACCAGAGUGUUUGUGUAACUGAGCAUCAGCUAUUAAAAUACAUUUUCUUAAGACACUGAAGAAAUACUGUUAUUCCAUGAAGUUGAAUGUACAACUUUGACAAAAGUAGUCAAUGCCCACCUGAAUAUUAAGAAUAGAAUGAUAUGCUUAAAGAAGCUGAAGGACUGAUGCUAUAUUUUUGUUGUGAAGGAUGAAGUAUUUACUUUGGAUGAAUCCCAUCAAGGUGGCUGUGUUAAUCUGAUGUAGUAAAACACAACACAGCCAUGUUGUGCCUUAAAAAUGUAUUCGUACUUCAUAUAUUUCACAAUAAAUGUGUUUAAGGUG